Molecule: messenger RNA, 641 nt
Organism: Drosophila gunungcola (fruit fly)
Lineage: Eukaryota; Metazoa; Arthropoda; Insecta; Diptera; Drosophilidae
Exons: 1
Coding region: 209-391 (60 amino acids)
Source: RefSeq, a predicted model, not a curated record
AACAACGAGUUUUGAGCUGAGAGAGAGCUUUGCGAUUCCAUCAAUUGUUGACUCGUUUCUGCCCUGGCAAUUGAUACCAGCGUAGUAUUGCACUGCACUCGGUUGUGGGAAUCUCCCGGCUCGAUUAUUUGAGCAUAUAAUCUCGUUGCAAAGCUGAAUUAAAACGGCAGUAUAUCUCCGCUGAUUGCAACGAACACAUCGAUUGGAAAUGGAAUCGCAUACCUUUGUCUUGCUGCUGCUCAUUGGCUGCCUGAUUGUUGGCUGUUGUGUGGCGGCACCUCAGGGCUGCAAUGGCGGCUUCUAUGCCAAAAACGGCAAUUUGGUGCUCGAUCUGAAGGACAUACAAGGCCUGCUCAACUGUGUUAACAGGCAGCAUCAACAACGCGGAUAAUCGUACAUUAAGUUCUAUAACAAUACACUGUGCAAUGACAAAAAAAACACGAAAAAUGUCCAAUAAAAACCUCUAAGCCAACCAACUAUUGAUGGUAAUUGAAAUUGGUGAGCCUGUUUGCCAAUACACAACUGCUUAUGCAGGUGAAGUGGUCAUCGCACGCGCGUGUUGUAUUAACAACAUUGCUUAUGUCAGAUUUUAUUAGCGCGCACAUGUUGGGAUAGAAAAUAAAUAAAAGCAGAAAUAAUAA